AUGUGGCCUCAAGAAACGCCGCCCUCAUUACAUGCCACUGCCUCCCAAACUUCGUCCUAUUGGCAACCUCAAUCGGCACCGCGGUCAGAAGUCGUCCCCACAGAAAUGGCUGCACAAACUCCCAUGGGCGGUACUCAAUCUGCGUCCACCUUGUUGCCAGCGUCUGGACAACCUUCGUCGAUGAUGUGGCCUCAAGAAACGCCGUCCUCAUUACGUGCCACUGCCUCCCAAACUUCGUCCUAUUGGCAACCUCAAUCGGCACCGCGGUCAGAAAUCGUCCCCACAGAAAUGGCUGCACAAACUCCUAUGGGUGGUACAAAAUCUACGUCCACCUUGUUGCCAGUGUCUGGACAACCUUCGUCGAUGAUUCCUUCUGAAACCGUGCCUUCAUUUCAUGACACUGCUCAUCAAACGUUGACUUGCUCGAGAUCUCCAUCUGAGUAUCUUUCACCUCCAAUUCUGAGUCCCCAUUUUGAGGAUAUGUCUCCCCAACCUUCAACAUCAUUUCAUUCUGCUACAUCAAGGUCACCUACGUCCGCCCAAUCGCCUUUGAAAUGCACAAGUAGUACAUCCUUCUUUCCGCCUGCACGUUAUUCGAUUCUACCUCUUGCUGAAAUGAAGCCCCGCUUUUCCUUAACCGAACCUCAACCAUCAACUUCCUUGCCGUCUUCGUCUCGUCCUCGCUCGGUUCUUGUGCAUCCAACACUGUCUCCCACAGAUUUUAGCGUUGCUACUCAGCCUACACAGGCUGACCUAGCUUCUUCUUCACAAUGCUUCGAGAGCCACUCUACAGAAAUGCAGUCUCAAGUUUCCGCGACUGCUUCUCAAAAUGCAACAAACUCGCGACUCCUCUCCAAGGCGACUUCCAUGCAAACUAUGCCAACCACGCAGCCACUGAAGCCACAGCAUGUUUAUUCCGAAGACUCGUUGCCUUCUACUUCUCGAAGUAAUCAAAAAUCACAGAAUGCAGAAAUCCAAUUGAGACUACUCAAUAUGUACUUAUCCGAACCAUGCAGACCCAACUUAGAAGCCGGAACGUGUCCAGGCGGACAGUCAUGUCCGUUUGCAAAACAUGGCUCUAACACCAGGUCCCCAUCGGAUCAGCUUGAUUUUCGAAAGCUGCGCUGUAUUGAUUUCGAGUUUACGGGUUCGUGUGAAGCUGGAGAUAGGUGCCCCUUUCGUCAUGUCAUACCUGAGCACUCGGACGAUGCAGAUUCACAGUCCAGCUAA
Molecule: messenger RNA, 1230 nt
Organism: Mesocestoides corti
Lineage: Eukaryota; Metazoa; Platyhelminthes; Cestoda; Cyclophyllidea; Mesocestoididae
Source: the annotation of a GenBank genome assembly